Molecule: messenger RNA, 1761 nt
Organism: Sphaeramia orbicularis (orbiculate cardinalfish)
Lineage: Eukaryota; Metazoa; Chordata; Actinopteri; Kurtiformes; Apogonidae
Gene: arl10
Product: ADP-ribosylation factor-like 10
Exons: 4
Coding region: 92-763 (223 amino acids)
Molecular function (GO): GTP binding; GTPase activity
Source: RefSeq, a predicted model, not a curated record
AGGAGGACAGGCAGACACAGCCAGCACACUGUCGGUGUCCAGGAAGCAGAGGGUCCCUCCCCGCAGCCUCCCCCCCGGUCCCCCCGGUCCCAUGGUUCUCCUCCGGCACAUCUCCAUCGCCCUGACCGCCGCCGUGGCCGCCCUGGGCUCCGCACUCUUCAUCGCCCUCAACUACUUCUACAAGAGGCGGAUAUGGUCUCCACAAGCGGAAUACUGCACGAUCAAGGAGGAGGAGGAGGACCGUGGGAAGCGCCAGGUCCUGGUCCUGGGUCUGGAUGGAGCUGGAAAGAGCAGCAUGCUUCAGGGCUUAACCCCCGGUGAGCCCGCCGCAAAGAGGGGCCACUGCCGACCCACCCGCGGCUUCAACUUCAUGAGCCUCAGCGCCCCCGCCUGCCAGCUCGACUUCCUGGAGAUCGGCGGUGGGGAGGACCUUCGGCGCUACUGGUCCGACUACCUGAGGAAGACUCACGUGUUGGUGUACGUUGUGGACUCGUCAGACAGAAGACGCCUCCCAUUGGCUAAAGCUGAACUGCACCGCCUCCUGAGGGUGGAGCCAUCACUGCCCGUGGUCGUCCUGGGAAACAAACAGGAUAAACCCAACGCCGUCAGCAUCUCCGAGCUCCACGAAGCCUUAUCUCUGGGCUCCGUGACCGAAGACAGAAAGCUGUUCCUGCUGGCCGCCCAGCUCGCCUCCGACAGCGCCCUGAGGAACUCCUGCCGCGGCCUGGAGACCUUCCAAGACCUCCUGCUCCAGCUCAUCUGAAUCCUCCGCUCCUCCACGAAGCAGAGGGCGAGGAGGCGGAGGGAGGGGGGAACAGAGGGGAGGCUUAGAGACCACGGGAUUCCAUCACGCACCUCUUCCUCCUCCUCCUCCUCCUCCUUCUCCGUCAUCGUUUUCGUCUUCACCUCCUGCAUCAUCUUCAUCCUUUUAAAACUACAUCAGAGUGUUUUAAAAAAGUUCCCAGACACCUCCUCUUCCACCUCCUCCACCUCAUUUUCCACUUUCUUGCUCAUUAGAGGAGGUGUGGAGCGAGGAGGACAGAAGGUGGGACCGACGAAUGAAGGUUUGUUCGUGAAAUCUGACUCAGACUUCGGAUCGGUCUCGACGUGGACCCGUGAUGGGGUUCAUGUGAGCUGAGAACAUGUAAAUGAUGGUGUAUAUAAAAUAUUAAUUGAAGUAUGUCACGUUUGUAGCUGCCUGUGCCUGCGUUUCCUUUUUAGACAUGUCAGCAGAGAAGAACAGAUAAUAUUAAUGCUUGGCAGGUUGGAGUCCCGGGAGACGAGAGCAGCAUCAGAGCGGCGAAUUAAUGAGCCGGGGUUUUAGGAGGAUACUCGCUGACUUCUGCACAGAGGCUUCACCGAGAUCUGAGGGAAUUUGGAGGGACCCCUUGACAUUUUUAAAAGCAGUGUGUUAUUUUUUUCUUCUCUCCCUCAGGUUGUGGGGGGGAAAGUUUCUACAUUUGUCCAAGACUUUCUCCAGAACAGCUUGAGAGUAUUUUUAGCAUUGUGUGUGUAUGUGUGUGUGUGUGUAUAUAUGUGUGUGUGUGUGUUGAAGCCGGUCUCCCUUAGGUUAUGUGUUUAGUGCCAAUAACGCUGCACAAUUUGCAGCAGUAUACUCAUCUCAUAAAAAUACGCCAUCUGCCUCAUCUGUUCGCACGUCAGACACAACAUUACUUUUCUGAAGUUGUGAAAAGCAGAAGCUGUUUUUCCCUCACUUUAAAAAAUUCUCUUUUAUAGUUUAACCCGUAAAGACCCAGCGCU